AGAUCAUCGCACUGCUAGAGCCCGCUUGCACCGUGGUGCACUACGCCAACAUGCGCGCCGUCUUGCCCCUGUUGGUGGUGCUGGUGCUGGCCAGCAGAGUGCAAGGUUUCUCAAUUGGCGACGCGCUCGGGGACGUUGCGGACACUGUCACCGGCGCGGUGAGCGGCGCUGUGGACACCGUCUCCGACACUGCUGGAAACGUGGUCGACGGUGCAGCGAACCUUGGCGGCAAUGUGGUUGAUACAGUGGUGGAUGCUGCGAAUUCGGCUUGGGAAGGCGUGAAGGAUGCCUAUGAGUGGGUCGAGUGCACGGCGGUGGACUUUACAGUCUUUGACAUGGACCCAUGCUGGGAGGCUCCCCCAAGCGACUUGUGCACUGAAGACUGCAAGGCCAACCUCCUGCAGCUGCCACAGGCCUGUCUCGAUCGCCUGGUGACCGGCAUCUACAACUCCGGCAACGAAACGACCAUCGACCGCGUGGAGAGCCAGAUUGCGGCAUGCAACAUCACGUGGACGGAGUGUACAGCAGUCAACUGGGCGACGUUCGACAUGGGGCCCUGCGAGAACGCGGCCGAGGACAACUUGUGCCCGGAAGACUGCCAGGCGCAACUGCAGAAGCUGCCGCAAGCCUGCCUCGACAGACUGGUGACGCAAAUUGGCAGCCAGGGAAACGAGACGAUCAGCGAGCGCCUGGAGGCUCAGAUAGAGGCCUGCGGCAUGAAUUUCACGCUGCUGUCCACCAAUGGCAGCCCACGGGCUUCUGCCUAUGGCAGCCUGGUGGUGCCCCUGGUCGUGCUGCUGGCGAGCAUGCUUCUGCUGGGGUUGCUGGGGCCGUGA
This is a messenger RNA of Chlorella variabilis, 836 nucleotides long. RefSeq lists its product as hypothetical. Lineage: Eukaryota; Viridiplantae; Chlorophyta; Trebouxiophyceae; Chlorellales; Chlorellaceae. The transcript has 5 exons. The record is from RefSeq and is a predicted model, not a curated record. The coding region runs from base 51 to 836 and encodes 261 amino acids.